AUGGCUGAGGAGACUCGAAAUGACGAGUCCUUCGACGACGACGACGCUGCUGAUGCUACGCUGCGGAAGAGGCUUUCAGCCGCCUUUGAAGAGGUGGCCACACCCUCGCCUGGACGAUCCACGACCACCCCUCCAACCCGCCACGCGCAGUUUCCGAAGUUCACCCCGAGCGCAGAGAAGCCCACUCGGCCAAAGGCAAACCCCCCUCCAGAGUCGGAGAUCUUGAAACUUCAGCUGCAGCAAAUGCAGGCCCAGCCGAAAGCUGCCGCAGCUCCGAAGAGCACUCCUAAGAAAAAGGCAAGCCCCGCGAAGGCCACUGCAAAGCAGCAGGGAAAGGAAGCAAAUGCCGAUGAUGAGGGCAGCGCGACAAUCGUCACUCCGGACGGGACCCCUGUGAUCUCACAGGAUGCGCUCCGCAUGAGGUUGAAGAGGUUAUGUGAGAAGAAGAAGACGGGACGUUGUUGGGUCCCGGCUUCCAUCCGCGAAGAGUUCGAGUCUGGCGGUGAAUAUCGCGAGGUGUUAGAACUGGCGCUGCUAGAAUCUAUCAAACAAUUGGGCGAAGAGGAGAGCAAGAACCACGGCAAGAUGAAGGCCACUUUCUUGAUGCGGGUCACGCACGUCAAAGAAAGGAUGGUGGCCAAAGAGCAAGAGAUAACGGGCCGCUGGCUGACACAGGAACGCAUGAAGACCGAGCUCAAGUCGGACAUACUUCAGGUGAUUGAGUACUGCAAGCGAUUUCCGAACACGCUCAUUCGUCCUUGGAAGUAUAACACUGCCGUCAGUGAGUACUUCGUGGAGACGGAGGAGACAUCGAAGAUACGACGUUCCGAUUUGGACAAGCAAAUCCGUGCUAGCGAGGAGGCCGGCGACUCGACCGGGCACCUCGCGCUCCGGGACUUGGACGCUCCUCUCGGCCUGGGCAUGGAGGGCGAGGGCGGUGCUGCGCCAGAGCAGUCGGCAAGUGGUGACGUUGUCAAGGUGUGUUUGCCGGUCAAAUCCGAGAUCAAGCGCUACCUCACGCAGGUUAGUGGUAAAAUCGAUUCCAUUGUCAAGAUGCUUCAAGACGAGUUUAAGGCCAUGAGGAAGGAGCUCGAGGUGCAACACGGCAAGCUUGCUUGCCUAGCCGGGUCUUUGGAGAUGGAGGAUGUGGAUGACACGGGGCUCCAAAAGGCAAAGCUGGACUUCGUUGCUCUGCGGGAGGCUGCUGUUGCAGACGCAGAAGCGUCCGUGACCCCGCAAAGGGCCAAGGCGAAGGCGAGAUGUUGCACGUUGGUGGCAGAGCCUCUCAAAGAGAUACCGGAGGCUUCAUUUGAUCAUCCAAUGAUUCGAGCUACUGACUUCAUACAUUUCAUCGAUGAGCAAAACUUCUGGACCAGGCUUUUCGGGCAAAGCAGCUUUUCUGUCGGUUGCCAAAUGAUGGCCGAUUUCUGGGCUCGCUACAGAAUCAUCUUCCCGGACUACGAGCUUUUUCAGAGAUCAGAUCGUAAUGAGGUUGACUUAAGCCGGUGCCUGCCAUGCCUCAUUCAUGGCGACGAAGGUACAUAUUUCAAGCGGUCUGGGAUAAUGAUAAUGCAGUGGCAAAGCGUAUUUGGAAAGGGUACGAGCUUGCUGGGCCGGGAAGCCUUUGCUGAUCGCUUGGUUGGCGAAAGCAACGCAAAAGCUUUUGUUAAUCAACGAGGAGUUACUCUCACAACCCGUUUUCUUCUGGGUGUUCUCCCUAAGGACCUGCCUGCUGAGGACUACGCCCAGACCCCGGAGGUGCUGGACCAGUUCUUUGCACAUAUCGUCGACGCUUCGGCCGGAAAGCUCCAGCGCACCUUCCGCCAGGGUCCCAAGGCGGCCUCAUCUUCAAAGCCGGGCAAGGGCUUGUGUCAUUAUUGUUUGGCAGGAAGGGAAGGAUAUGACUGGGAAGAUAUGAUUUUCAGCUGCACUUUCAUGUCGAAGCUUUUUUGA
Molecule: messenger RNA, 1953 nt
Organism: Symbiodinium sp. CCMP2456
Lineage: Eukaryota; Dinophyceae; Suessiales; Symbiodiniaceae
Source: the annotation of a GenBank genome assembly